Molecule: messenger RNA, 1992 nt
Organism: Telopea speciosissima
Lineage: Eukaryota; Viridiplantae; Streptophyta; Magnoliopsida; Proteales; Proteaceae
Product: asparagine synthetase [glutamine-hydrolyzing]
Exons: 13
Coding region: 35-1807 (590 amino acids)
Cellular component (GO): cytosol
Molecular function (GO): asparagine synthase (glutamine-hydrolyzing) activity
Source: RefSeq, a predicted model, not a curated record
AUCCAGAGAGAGAAAAAGAGAGGAAUCAUCAACCAUGUGUGGAAUACUUGCAGUUCUGGGUUGUCCUGAUGAUUCACAAGCGAAAAGGGUUCGAGUGCUCGAGCUUUCUCGCAGAUUGAAACAUAGAGGGCCAGACUGGAGUGGGCUUUACCAGCAUGGAGACUGUUUUUUGUCUCAUCAACGAUUAGCUAUAAUCGACCCCACUUCUGGGGAUCAGCCUCUCUUCAAUGAAGACAAGGCAAUUGUUGUAACGGUUAAUGGUGAGAUAUACAACCAUGAAAAGCUGAGAAAGAGCUUGCCUAACCACAAGUUCAGGACUGGUAGUGAUUGUGAUGUUAUAGCCCAUCUGUACGAAGAGUAUGGUGAAGAAUUUGUGGACAUGUUGGAUGGAAUGUUCUCAUUUGUGUUGCUGGACACCCGCGAUAACAGCUUCAUUGUUGCUCGAGAUGCCAUUGGGAUUACUUCCCUCUACAUUGGUUGGGGACUCGAUGGCUCAAUUUGGAUUGCAUCCGAAAUGAAAGCACUUAAUGAUGACUGUGAACAUUUUGAGUGCUUCCCUCCUGGUCAUUUGUAUUCAAGCAAGGCAGGUGGGAUGCGAAGAUGGUACAAUCCCCCCUGGUUCUCAGAGGCUAUUCCAUCAACUCCAUAUGAGCCACUAGUCCUCAGAAGGGCCUUUGAAAGUGCUGUAAUUAAGAGGCUCAUGACUGAUGUACCAUUUGGAGUUCUAUUAUCAGGGGGCCUUGAUUCAUCAUUAGUUGCCUCCAUUACUGCUCGCUAUUUUGCUGGGACAAAGGCUGCCAAACAAUGGGGAGCACAACUUCAUUCCUUCUGUGUUGGCCUUGAGGGCUCCCCUGAUUUGAAGGCUGGAAAAGAGGUUGCUGAUUAUUUGGGGACCAUUCAUCAUGAAUUUCACUUCACUGUUCAGGAUGGUAUUGAUGCAAUUGAGGAUGUCAUCUACCACAUUGAAACGUAUGAUGUGACCACAAUUAGGGCAAGCACCCCUAUGUUUCUGAUGUCCCGCAAGAUUAAAUCGUUGGGAGUUAAGAUGGUGAUUUCCGGAGAGGGCUCUGAUGAGAUCUUUGGUGGAUACUUGUAUUUUCAUAAGGCACCAAACGAGGAAGAGUUCCAUCGUGAGACAUGCCACAAGAUAAAGGCCCUUCACCAAUACGAUUGCUUGAGAGCUAAUAAAGCAACUUCAGCUUGGGGUUUAGAAGCUCGGGUCCCUUUCUUGGACAAGGAAUUCAUCAAUGUCGCAAUGAGUAUUGAUCCUGAGUGGAAGAUGAUAAAUCGGGAUCAGGGAAGGAUUGAGAAGUGGGUUCUCAGGAAGGCCUUUGAUGAUGAAGAACAUCCUUAUCUGCCAAAGCAUAUUCUCUAUAGGCAGAAGGAGCAAUUCAGCGAUGGUGUUGGCUACAGUUGGAUCGAUGGGCUUAAGGCUCAUGCUGCCGAGCAUGUCUCGGAUAGAAUGAUGCUUAAUGCAAGGAAUAUAUAUCCUCAUAACACACCUUCCACAAAGGAGGCUUACUACUACAGAAUGAUCUUUGAGAGGUUCUUCCCUCAGAAUUCUGCACGAAUGACUGUCCCAGGAGGCCCAAGUGUGGCUUGCAGUACUGCCAAAGCUAUUGAGUGGGAUGCAACUUGGUCAAACAAUCUUGACCCUUCGGGCAGAGCUGCAUUGGGAGUCCAUACCUCUGCUUAUGAGCAGCAGUUACCCAAUGCAAUUGGGGUUGCAAAUGUCCCAGCUAAAAUCAUUAAUGAUAUUCCCAGGAUGGUGGAAGUGACUGCUCCAGGUCUCACAAUCCGAAGCUAAUAUAUUUGCCUAAGGAAGAAUAAUUUCUAUGGGAAUCUGUAGUUAGUGAAGCAGUUUGUUCAGAAGUUUUUUGUUUAUUUGAUCUGUGAAUCUAAUUUUCCAAUGUAUGAGAAGGAAAAGUUGUGCAAUAGCACCAAAAGAAUCUAUGUAGUUGAUGAAUUGUAGUUGAAUAACAGUAGUUCUUG